Musa acuminata AAA Group (dessert banana) is the source of this 1834-nucleotide messenger RNA. RefSeq names its product protein trichome birefringence-like 28. The coding region runs from base 245 to 1675 and encodes 476 amino acids. The transcript has 5 exons. NCBI's taxonomy places the organism in Eukaryota, Viridiplantae, Streptophyta, Magnoliopsida, Zingiberales, Musaceae. Gene Ontology annotation, cellular component: Golgi apparatus. Gene Ontology annotation, molecular function: O-acetyltransferase activity. The record is from RefSeq and is a predicted model, not a curated record.
UCCAACUCAGGUUUCCCCAUCAAACACCUAAAGCACUGGCCCAGCUGCUUCCUUCGCUAUUGCAGCCUCUCCAACUUGUAGACGUGAAGGCCGGAGGAAAGGCAGGCUUGUCCAAGUACCAUAUCCUCCCUCCUCUUACCAAAUGAUAGCUUCUCUUCUGGAGCCAUAAGCCUUUGCUUUUCUACCCACCCUGACAUCUCCCCUUCCCCUACUUCCUCCAGAUCCAACACCUGGGAGAAGCACCAUGCACACCCCUCGCCGGAAAUCCCCGCUCGGCCCGCCGCCGGAGUCGUCGGUCACGGUCGCAAAGCUCGCGGCAUCCUACGUCAGAAAAGGCGGCAACCUCCCGAUCUUCGUCGUCGUGGUGACGAUCUCCGUCUUCGCCUUGGUCAUGUACAGCGAGGACAUCAAGGCCAUCGCCGGCUACUCCUUGUCGCGGUACAAAACCCAGGAUGACGCCCCCGACGCCUUCUCCGGCGUCAACCUUCGCCAUCAGACGCAGCACGGUAGCAGCAAUCGCUCGACGCCUGGUCAACAGCCUCAGACCAAGAACGAGAAGCCCGGGAAGGGGCCGGGGCCGCCGGCCGGCGCCGAGAUGGCGGCCGUGAGCGUGCCGGACACGUGCGAUCUGUCGCGUGGCGAGUGGGUGUUCGACGACGUCAAUUAUCCGCUCUACCGGGAGGAUCAGUGCCAGUUCCUGUCGGAGCAGAUGUCGUGCUUGCGGAACGGCCGCCGGGAGGUCAUGUACCAGAAAUGGCGGUGGCAGCCCAAGGGCUGCUCCUUGCCCAAAUUUGAUCCGAGGCUGCUGCUGGAAAGGCUGCGGGGGAAGCGGAUGAUGUUCGUGGGCGAUUCGAUGAACCGAAACCAGUGGGAGUCCCUGGUGUGCCUCCUGCAGACCGUGACACCGCCGGAGAAGAGGAGCCGUCGGGUCGACGGCUCCCGCAGCAUCUUUACGGUAGAGGACUACGACGCGUCGAUCGAGUUCUACUGGGCGCCGUUCCUGGUGGAGUCGAACUCCGACGACCCCAACAUCCACACCAUCGACGUGAGGAUCAUCAAGGCCGAAUCGAUCGAGAAGCAUGCUGUGCAGUGGAAAGGGGCGGACGUGCUGGUGUUCAACACCUACAUCUGGUGGAUGAACAGUCGCAAGAUAAAAGUGUUGCGUCCGGGGGCCAAGAAUUGGACACACACCGAUGACGUCGAGCGAUGGGACGCGUACGAGACGGUUUUGAGGACCUUGUCCAAAUGGCUGGAUCGAAAUAUGGACCCCAACCGGUCGUCGGUGUUCUUCAUGAGCAUGUCUCCUCUUCACAUCAAGAGCUCGGACUGGGGUAAUCCGAACGGGAUCAAGUGUGCGAAGGAGACGCUGCCGAUAAAGAACAUGACCGGAGUCUCCGUCGGCACCGACAUGAACCUGUUCGCGUUGGCAAAGAAAGUGACGGGGUCGACGGCGCGGGUGCCGGUCACCUUCAUCGACAUCACGGCCAUGUCGGAGUACCGCAAGGACGCCCAUACCUCGGUGUACACGGUGCGGCAGGGGGCGCUGCUGACGCCGGAGCAGCAGGCGAAGCCGGCCGAGUUCGCCGACUGCAUCCACUGGUGCCUGCCCGGCCUGCCCGACACGUGGAACCAGGUCCUCUUCACCCGCCUCCUCUCCGCCCGCCCGCGCCACUGACAAUCGAGUCCUCCUCUUUCUCUCUAUCAUUUUGAUUUCUUUUCCAUCGCCGGAGAAAAAAAAUCCAAAAUUUUACUCGACGCGAAGCUCGACGACAAGAUAAGAUUCAACUGUUGUUGUUAGAAAAAGGGAAAUAUAUCAGGGGAGAGAAAUUAAUUA